AACACUAUUACUGAUGAUAAUAAUUGUUGUUCCUGCUCUUAUUGUGAUACAACCAUUAGUAGCGGUACAACAACAACCACAUCUAAUAUAACAAAUCAAUGUUAUUGUUGUUUGAAUAAAUCUUCCACAUCCUCAUCCGCAUCCGCAUCAUCAUCUUCAACAUCCGAAUCACCAAGUUGUCAAUUGACCUGUGGUAGUUGUAAUAGUAGUGAUACUCAUAACACUGAUGAUGAUAAUAAUGACCAUGAUGGAAUCAUUGUGAAAUCAUUUCCUAUCGAUAAAAUAGAUAAUGAUGAUGAUGAUGGUCAUGGAAAACAACAACAACAACAACAAGAUGAAACAACAUUGAUAUUUAUUACUGAUCCUAAUGUUGAUUUGAAACAAAAAUUAUUAAAACGGAAAUGUUUUCGUAAAAGAAAAACAACCAAAACAACAACAACUACUACUACUACUACGAUUGAAUUGGAUGAAAUAGUUACUACUACUAAGACAAAUGAUGAUGAUGAUGAAGAAUAUGGUUUGCAUCAUCAUCAUCAAUCAUCACGUGACUGGAAAACGAUAUCAUUGAUGGAAAUGAAACAAUUACCGAACCAUGUUGGUGGCGGUAGUGGUGAUGGUGGUGGUGAUGAUGAAGAGGAGAAAAAAUCCAAAAGAAAAUUACCAUUCAAACGACGUGUUGAAUUUAUUAUGGAUCAUCAUCGUAGUUAUCGUAAUCAACAUCAUCAUCAUGGUCGUCAUCCUGUUAAUGAUGGUUUGUUGGAUGAUCAACGAAUCAACGAAUCAGUCGUUGUUUCGGUUGAUGGUCAUAAUGAUGAUGAUAAUAAUCAAUAUGAUUUGGGAGAUAACAAACGGCAAAAAUAUGAAAUGGAAAAUAAUGAUUCAAUUGAUGAAUCGAUGAUCGAAGACGAUGAAGAAGAUGAUGAUGAAGAAACCAAAACUCAAUUACGUCGUGAAUCUGAUUUGCUUAGAUUUUUACGUUCAUCAUCAACAACAACUACGACAACCAAUCAACAUCAACGUUCAUCAUUAUCAUCAGCUUAUAAUACAUUUCGUGCCUCAAAACGUUCACAAAUGCAUCGUGUUAGUUUAUUAGGACGGCCAAUACAUUGUCGUCCACAUCGUCAUAUAACAAAUCCACGUUAUAAACAAUUACAAAAUGAUUUACAUAAUUUUCUUGAACGACCACGUGGUUAUUCACCAAUGUUUUAUCAUUUAAUAAUGUUUUUUAUGGUGUUUGCUUGCCUGGUUCUUACCGUAUUCUCAACGAUCGACCAAUAUGAAGAGGUGGCAUCACGUAUUCUACUCAAGAUGGAAAUUGUUAUGGUAGUUUGGUUUGCCAUUGAAUUUAUGCUUCGUAUGUGGUCGGCUGGUUGUCGUUCCAGGUAUCAAGGAUGGAUGGGUCGGCUUCGUUUUUUACGCAGUCCAUUCUGUGUUAUAGAUUUGAUUGUGAUAGUAGCUUCCACUGUAGUACUUUCAUUGGGCAGUUCAGGUCAAGUGUUUGCUGCAUCGGCAUUACGUGGCCUUCGUUUUUUUCAAAUUUUACGUAUGGUUCGUAUGGAUCGUCGUGGUGGUACUUGGAAAUUAUUAGGAUCUGUUGUAUAUGCUCAUCGACAAGAAUUAAUCACAACUGUUUAUAUUGGUUUUUUGGGUCUAAUUUUUUCAUCAUUUUUAGUAUAUCUUUCUGAAAAAGGUGUUCAUCCUGAAAAAUUUAACAAUUAUGCUGAUGCCUUAUGGUGGGGUGUGAUAACAUUAAGCACAGUUGGCUAUGGUGAUCUUGUUCCACAAACAUGGCCAGGAAAAUUAGUCGCAUCAUUUUGUGCAUUAUUAGGCAUCUCAUUUUUUGCCUUACCUGCCGGUAUUCUUGGAUCCGGUUUUGCGCUCAAAGUACAACAACAACAACGACAAAAACAUAUGAUACGAAGACGUGUUCCAGCUGCAACAUUAAUACAAUGUCUUUGGCGUUGUUAUGCAGCCGAUGAAAAUUCAAUGUCAAUUGCAACAUGGAAAGUUCAUCAAGUUCCAUUGCCUAGUCCGUCUGUCAGUUUUAAGCACAAUACAUCAUUUGUGAGUCGUUUUUCAACAAUUCGUCGUUCACAUAAAUCAGCAACACAUUCACCAUUAACACGUUCUGGUGGUCGUUAUGGUGGUGGUGGUGGUAAUAAUGGUGGUCAAACACCUGGUCCUGGUCAAUCAACAUUUGAAACAUCAGCAAGCAAUAUACGUGAAGAUUCAUUAAUCAGUACAACAAUUGGUGGACGUGAUUCACGUUUACCUGGAAGUGUUAGCGAAGAUAGUGUUAUUGCUAAAGAAUUAUCUGAAUUUUCUAAACGUAAUUCUGAUGAGAAUAGAUUGGACAGACAGGAUGAUAUUGAGAAUAGUGGUAAUAAUAAUAAUGAUGAUAAUAAUGGUGGACAGCAACAACAACAACAACAACAUCAAUCGACAACAGAAGGAAUGCCAUAUAUAAAUCUAUGUCAAAUGUUACAAAAAGAAUAUCAAAAUCCACCAUUUUUAACAUUAACACCAACAUUUUUUCAUGGUCAUCAUAAUCAAAAUUUUCCAUUAUUUCCAACAUCGACAUCAACAGCCACCGCAUCAGCCAUUCGUUCAUAUUGUCAACCAACAUUGUUUGAUGCGGUCGAUCAUCAACAUCAUCAAUGUUCAGAUGAUGAUAUUGAAGAACAUCAGCCAAGAUUUACAGUAUUAACUAAACAACAUAAAAAUGCUAUUCGUUGUCUUCGUAAGAUUAAAUAUUUUGUUGCAAGAAGAAAAUUUAAAGAAGCAUUAAAACCGUACGAUGUUAAAGAUGUUAUUGAACAAUAUUCAGCUGGUCAUGUUGAUCUAUUAGCCAGAGUGAAAAAUAUUCAAACCAGACUGGAUUCAAUUCUAGGUAAAGUCGGAUCAAAAGCUAAAGAUGUUUAUGAAUCAAAAGUUAGUUUAGCAUCACGGAUUGUUAAAGUUGAACGUACUGUUGAAGAUAUUGAAACAAAAUUAGAAAAUCUUUUGGAAAUGUAUAUGGAAGAUAGAAAAUUACGUAAAAAUCAACAACAACAACAACAAAUGCAACCACCACCAUCACCACCUCAACCACCUUCAUCACAAUCAUAUCGUUCAUGUGAUUAUGGUGGAUGUUUUGAUAAUGAUUAUCGAAAAAUGCAUCAUUCAUUAUCGCAGCAACCAUAUUAUCAUCAUCAACAACACCAUCAACAUCAUCAUCAACAACAACAGCAAUAUCACCAGCAAAUGUCUUCAAAACAAUCACCAAAACAACAACAACGAAGCUCAAAUAUUCCGAAUUGUUCCAUUCCUGAUGAUAAUGUUGAUAAAGAUGAUUCUGUUGUUGUUGUUGAUGUUAAAGAUCGUGCAAUAACCAAUCAAAUCGAUAAUAUUCUAGCCAAUUUACCAUGCCAAUCAUCAUCAUCAUCAUUAUCAUCUAAAUCAAUAACUGCCAUAACCACAACCAAAUCAUCAAUUGGUCAUCAUCAACAUUCAUAUCAUCAUCCGUCCUUGGAUAUCAAUGAUGAUGAUGAUAAAUUGAUUUGUCCAGAAUCAAAAGCAUUAUCACCACCAGCAAUAACAACAACAACAACAACAACAGCGACAACAACAACAACAACAACAUCAUCAUUGUUUUGUUUAUGUACACCGAAUAAUUCAACAAUGACAACCCAAACAAUGACAGUUGCAACUGCAUUCGGUAGUCAACAAACAAAAUGUCUGAAAUGUUCAAAUAUGAAUCAAGAAUGUGAUUUAUGUUCAAUUAAACAAUUUAUCGAUGAUCAACAACAACAACAAUAUCCAAUUGAUUCAUUGAUUAUGGCUGAAGAUAAUCAUCAUUCAACUAACACAUCAUCAUCGACGGCGGCGGCGACGACUAUGACCGAAUUAAUAUCAUCUUCAAACAAAUCCACUUCGACAACAACAGCAACCAAUAAUUUGAACAACAACAACAAGAUGACAAUGGAACUACAACAACAACAACAGCGACAGCGACGACAACGACCACGUACAAUCAAUCAACAUCGUCGUGUUGAUUCGGUACCAACCAAUCUACAAACAAAUCGUUAUUCAAAACGUAAAGUAACUAUUAGACAUUCAUUGGAUAUUGUUUUACCGACAUCUUCAUUCGCUGAAGCAAAUGUCGGACAACAACAACAGCAACGAAGAAACGGCAACAUCAAUGAUAAUUUACGAAGAAUUUGUUUGGCUAAUCUUCAUCAACCGAAUCAAACAACAGCAACGGAUUAUUCUACUCAACAACGUUUCGGAAGUAUAACAUUAUUAGCAACAGCAACUGGAUCAACACCAGCCAUACAACUUGAAACUGAAGAUGAUUAUCGUGAAAAUUUUCAUCGACAAAUUCAACAUUCAAAUUCGGACCAAAGAUUAACAUCCUCAUCAUCAUCAUCAUUUUAUCAACAAAAUUGACAACAACAAAUUAUGAUAUGAAUAUAUUGAUCUCAAAAAAAUUGUUAGCAAA
This is a messenger RNA of Dermatophagoides pteronyssinus (European house dust mite), 4480 nucleotides long. RefSeq lists its product as uncharacterized. The record is from RefSeq and is a predicted model, not a curated record. Gene Ontology annotation, biological process: potassium ion transmembrane transport. Gene Ontology annotation, cellular component: voltage-gated potassium channel complex; membrane. Gene Ontology annotation, molecular function: voltage-gated potassium channel activity. Lineage: Eukaryota; Metazoa; Arthropoda; Arachnida; Sarcoptiformes; Pyroglyphidae.